Lycium ferocissimum is the source of this 1796-nucleotide messenger RNA. RefSeq lists its product as uncharacterized. The record is from RefSeq and is a predicted model, not a curated record. Gene Ontology annotation, molecular function: S-adenosylmethionine-dependent methyltransferase activity. The transcript is spliced from 2 exons. NCBI's taxonomy places the organism in Eukaryota, Viridiplantae, Streptophyta, Magnoliopsida, Solanales, Solanaceae. The coding region runs from base 420 to 1298 and encodes 292 amino acids.
AUUAGAACCAAACCCCACACACUGGUUACUUGUUCACUCUUUUCUGUUACCAUUAUAAUCAUCAUCAUCAGAGAACAACUCUCCAUAAUCUCUGACGAAUCAAAAAAAAAAAACGCGGCAUUACAUCACCAUUAUUAAUACAUCCAUACAGAAAAUUUUGAGAAUUUGCAAAUACUUUUUCUGACAUCGCGCUUCCUACUAUCUUUUUUGCCCACUGCUUUUUGCCUCAACUUGUUUACUGUCUUGACCCCAUUUAUCUUGGGAUCAUCAAUUACAACACCCUCUCUCCGAUCUCAUAAAAAUCACUCGUACGUUGCUCUUAUUCACUCUCUUCAACGUUGUUUGUCUGUUUUUUUUUUCCAUCUCUCUUCAGUUUCCAUAUCUAGAAAUAAUAUUACAGAGAAGAAUUGAAGCAAAGAAUGGGGAAAACUGGUAGAGAUUGGGGACAGAUCUAUUCAAUAUACGGAAUCGACGAUUGGCACACACCAAUAUUCCUACUAAUCCAUGCUAUUUUCUUCUCUAUACUUUCUCUCCUUUUCCUAAUAUAUUUCGAACACAUAUGUUAUUUCUUCCAACAUUUCUUACCUAGUUCUAGCGCCGCCCGUUUCGCCGCCGGUUUUACCGGCGCCGUGACGGCGCUCUCCGCCGUGUGCCUGUUCUUCGCCGGCGGCAACAUUUUUUACUCUUCCGUUUCACUUCAUUGGGAAAUGGCACAACGUAUGGUCAACGCCGUUAGUGAUUGGUCUUCCGUUAAGCAUGCACUUGACCUUGGCUGUGGACGCGGUAUCCUCCUCAACGCUGUUGCUCUACAGUUGAAGAAAUCCGGGUCGUCGGGUCGGGUUGUCGGGUUACAUCCAACACCGACACGGUCUCUAUCCACUCUCCGCACUGCUGGGCUUGAAGGUGUCCAGGAGUACGUCACGUGCCGGUCAGGUGACCCAAGAAGGCUUCCAUUCAGCGAUAACUACUUCGACGUGGUGGCGUCGGCGGCAUUUGUGCAUACAGUGGGUAAGGAGUUCGGGCAGAAGACGGCCGCAGCGGCAGCGGAGAGAAUGAGGGUGUUGGGUGAGGUGGUGAGGGUGUUGAAACCAGGUGGGGUUGGGGUAGUGUGGGAUCUAGUGCAUGUGCCUGAGUAUGUGAAGAGACUCCAAGAAUUGAAGGUGGAAGAUAUUCGGGUUUCGGAGCGGGUCACUGCUUUUAUGGUUAAUAGCCACGUGGUGUCGUUUACUAAGCCAAGUCAGCAUUUUGUGGGGGCCAAUGAAGUUAGACUGGAUUGGAGACUCAACAAUCUUUGUUGAACAAACAUACCUUCGUUUAAUUAACGAAUCGGGUCCGGAGAGUAUAAAGUAUACGUAAAUCUGGUUCGUACUUUGUGGAAAUAGAGAGACUGUUUUUGGAAGAUUCUCGGCUCAGACUGCAAUGAAAGUUGCUGGAAAUAUAUUCCCGUGAAAAAAAAGGGUAAUAUAGGAAAUAUAGUAGCAUAUGAAAGUCAAUAUGGUGAUAAGUUAUGGGUUCUGUUUUGUACUUUUUGUAAAUCUUUGAGGGGCCUUUAUGGCAAUCUGGGGAAGCGAAGUGGAACCAGAUGAAAUAAAUGAUAAGUAUAAUAUCUACUACAGUAGAAGAUAAGAAUAUAGUAUGGUUAGUUCAGAUUUGGAAAUGCAGAGAAUGGCAUGUAUAGGGAGUGUUAUUUUCCCCAUUUUAAUGAGGGAUGUUAAGUUUGUUCUUAUUUAGCUUGUAAUUUGUACAUUAUGUUUUUGAUAUAUGAAUCUAAUUAAUAGUGCUACUAGAGUUAAUUA